This is a messenger RNA of Chaetomium strumarium, 1980 nucleotides long. RefSeq lists its product as uncharacterized. NCBI's taxonomy places the organism in Eukaryota, Fungi, Ascomycota, Sordariomycetes, Sordariales, Chaetomiaceae. Gene Ontology annotation, molecular function: ubiquitin protein ligase activity. The transcript has a single exon. The record is from RefSeq and is a predicted model, not a curated record. The coding region runs from base 202 to 1779 and encodes 525 amino acids.
GCGGUGCUCCUUCCGCUGCUUGCGAGAUGGUCAAUUCGAGUCGUUGUUUCAAUGUCCAUUUACUCGAUAUCGCAUCAUGUGGAUGGGCUGCGAACCCAGCAUCUUCAAGCAUGACUCCUUAUAUUCCAUACCACAACUACCAUUUCCCCUACACAGCCCCUGGACGCUCGCCAAACGCACGUCUUCGACUCCUAUCGAACGAUGUUUGCAUACUCUGCAACCCCGGACGGCGGCCGUAGUCCUCGGCCAGCGUCCCCCACAGAUACUGCAACUUCCAGCAGUAGCGAGAUUACGCUGUCAGCAGCUGAUCAACGCAACAUCAUCCGUCUGUUGCAGUGUCCUGUCUGCUCGCAAAUACUGGAGGAGCCCGUCGCUCUCCCGUGUGGUAGCGCGGUCUGCCAACGCUGCCUACCGAACCCCCGUGCGCGAAGAAACAUCACCUACCCAAAGGGUAUCGCCAGAGCAUCCCGCAUCAGCUGUCCCAUCUCAGCCUGCCGAAGGGACCAUGCCGCAGACGACUGUAAGCUCGACAUCGUCGUGCGUCUCGCCGUCAACGGGGUGACGUACGCACUGGAGAAGACUAUCAUCGACGCCGAGGCGGCCCAACCAAAGGUUCCAUCGCUGGAUGGGAGCCUCAUCCUUGUAUACAUGUUGGUCCGAGAGGGGUUGCUGAAGUACUGUGAGGACCGCGUGUUCUACCUACCAAGCUCCGAGACGGACGGAUGUACCGCCUUUGAUGACGAAGCACUGGAGCAAAUAAGGACAACGACAAAGGGGUACGUCGCCUGCCGGGUGUGCAUGUAUAUGUUGCACGAUCCCGUCACGACUCCCUGCGGCCACACCUUUUGCCGUCUAUGCUUGGAGCAGCUCCCCGACGAAAACAGGCGCUGCCCCCAGUGUGGCCGGGAGUUGUUGAUACGGCCUGACAGGUGUCCUCCAAACGCGGUCCUGGCCAAGAUGCUGAAGUCGUUCUGGCCUGACCUCACCGAGGUGCGGCAGGACGAGGUCGCGAAGGUCCGGCGCGACUGGCAAAGGACACAGGUUGAUGAGAUGUUGAUGCAUCACCAUGAUGGGGUGAUAUUUCCCGGGGUGCGCAAUCAGAUCCUUGUGGACAAGCCGGGCUACUGGAGCAAGGUGCACGCGCAUGAAGAACCAGUGCCCAGCCUAUUGGGUGUGGUCGCCCGCACAAGAGAAGCCGGCGAUCUCUCAAGGGUUGGCACAGCGGUUCACCUCGUUUACAUUGCGCCCUUCGACUCUACCCGUUUACAACUCGUCGUAGAUGGUGUCUGGAGGUUCUCGGUUCUUGAAAACUAUUACGCCGACGGUCACCACCGCGCCAGGGUUCGACGCUUACACGACAUCGGUGUUGCAGAGGAGCAGGAAGAGGAGGCCAUCGAGACGUCACCCUGCAGUUCGAGGUUGACAUCCAGGGCGGACAUCGACCGAGUCCCAACGGACUUCCUCCUCAGGUACGCCGUCGACCUCAUCAAAUACAACAUAAAGGCCAGGCCCAAGUGGUCCUAUCAUAUGGACAAAUACGCCAUGUCCUACGACGAAGAAGAUCCUCCCGCAGACCCAGUCAAGUUGCCCUGGUGGUUCGCCAACUUCAACGUCAGCGUCAGCACUUCCGACAAGCUAGAACUACUCGUCUGUCCUAGCGUGCGGGAACGGCUGAAGAUGUGCUGGGAUUGGUUGUUCGACUGCGGGCUGGGGCCACCGGUCGAUUCCGCCUGGUUAUCUUGGUCGAAUGUGCGUCAUCAGCGGUGCGCUACCUUGUAGUCAUCUGCCUUGGUGAGUGCUGCACUAAUAAGGAAUGCGGAAUGUUUGUUUUGCUUUUACAUAGAGAGGGUCACUACGGAUGGGAUACUCUGAGUUCGUUUUAGCCAACACAUGUUAUCAAAGCAUGGGUAGUAGCCCUGGCCCGCGAGCCCAGGGAGACAGCGUCUAGAUCUCCUUUAUUUCGAAUAGCGAUUACGGCCC